GCUUCUCCGGUUGGGAAAUUAGGGGUUGUGUACUAUGUUUGUACCAGGUGCUUACACACUUUCUGUGAGGUAUGAGUAUCUUUUUUAAAUUUUUAGUUCUCCAAAACUUAGGGCUUCUCCUGUUGGGAAAAUAGGGGUUGUGUACUAUGUUUGUACCAGGUGCUUACACACUUUCUGUGAGGUAUGAGUACCUUUUUUAAAUUUUUAGCUCUUCAAAACUUAGGGCUUCUCCGGUUGGGAAAUUAGGGGUUGUGUACUAUGUUUGUACCAGGUGCUUACACACUUUCUGUGAGGUAUGAGUAUCUUUUUUAAAUUUUUAGCUCUCCAAAACUUAGGGCUUCUCCGGUUGGGAAAAUAGGGGUUGUGUACUAUGUUUGUACCAGGUGCUUACACACUUUCUGUGAGGCGCAAAGAUAAAGUUUUUCACUAUAAAAUCAACAAUGAUGGAGAAUGUUUUAAUUUGUAUGGAGAAGAUGGAUUUGCCAGUGUUCCAGAAUUAAUAGACUAUUACCGAAACAAUGAUGGUAUUUUUCUUGAUGAAAAUGGUGAGAAUGUUGAUUUGAUUAACCCCCUCUUUGUGGAGACGUCAGGUGCUUCAUUGCAACAAGAAAGGUGGUUUUAUGGAUGCAUCAGUAAAGAUGAAACAAAAGAAAUGCUACUAAAAAAUGGGUCGCCUGGCAGCUUUCUUAUUCGAGAGAGUCAGUCAAAACCUGGAAAUUAUGUAUUAUCAGCCAGGUCUGAAUUUGACGUUGUAGAGUUUCUGGUGGAAUAUCAUGAUAAAAGCUUUGACCUCUCUGGUGCUAAACGUUUUAGUUUUCCAAGCUUACACUCAUUACUUGAUUAUUACAAGUUACAUCCAAUCAUCCACAGACAGACAGAUCAGCAAGUGAAUAUUUGUGAGCCUUUGUCCGUUACUACUGAGAAGAAGAAGUCAGACUCUGUCAUGAAAGCAGAAUUUGAAAGACUGCAACAACUUGAUAGAGCAAAUCCUGCCAGUAAAAAGGAAGGUAGAAGGCCUGAAAACAAAACUAAAAACAGAUACAAGAAUAUUCUUCCUUUUGAUCAUACAAGAGUGAAAUUAAGAACUGGAAAGCCACAUAUUGUUGGUUCUGAUUACAUCAAUGCAAAUUACAUUGAAGAUGAUGUCACAGGAAAAAUUUAUAUAGCAUCACAAGGAUGUAUGCAGUCAAUUCUAAACGAUUUUUGGCAAAUGAUUUAUCAGGAGAACAGUCGUAUAAUCAUUAUGCUAACGAAUGAAGUUGAAAAAGGAAAGAUUAAAUGUAUUCGAUAUUGGCCUGACAAGGGAUCGAUUAUGUUUUGUGGUGAUAAGACAGUGGCAAAUGUCAGUGAGAGAAGUACUAGAGAUUACAUAAUACGAGAGCUACAUGUUUCUCGUAACAAUGACGACGAACCCCACAGUGGACCAGCCAAGCCCCCUCGGAAAAUAUUUUUCUACCAGUACACAGAAUGGCCUGAUCACGGUGUGCCAACGGAUCCUGGAUCGUUGCUGCAAAUGUUACAGGAUGCAGACAACAAGGAGAAGAGCUCCUUUGAAAAACCUGGAUGUCCCAUAAUUCAUUGCAGUGCCGGGAUCGGGCGAACGGGGACUGUUGUGUGCGUUGAUAUGCUGAUCAACCAAUUGAGACUCAAGGGGAAUCUAAACAGCAUCGAUGUGCCGGGCACCGUUGAGAAAGUUCGAAUGCAAAGGUCAGGUAUGGUGCAAACAGAGCUCCAGUACAAGUUCAUUUAUUCUGUUCUCAAUUAUUACACUGAAGUAGAGAGGAAAAUAUUUUCCAUGAAGAAGAAGGAUCAAAUCUACUCCAAUAUUAAUGAAGCCGGUUUAGACUCUAAAAGGAGAACGGCAAAAGGCAAGAAAAAAUAAAGUGACUUCAAACAAAAAGCUUCAAUUGGUCUGAGUUGCAAAACGUUUCCACUGAAUAUCUGAAGAGUUUCCUAGCAAAAAGAGUCUCUUCUUUGAAAUUUUUUACGGUAGUUCAUUGCAUACAAUUGCCAGUUUGUCACUUUAAUUUUGAACCAUGCAAGUCACAGCUGAACUUUCCACAUUGAGACGUGCCGCCGAUUGAAUUCAAGCAAUUUUCUAUUAGCUACAAUUCAAAUAAGCUUAUCUAAUUUGAUAAUUAUGCAUAAUUUCAAGCAUAUUGGUAAGAAAAAUUAAGAUAUUUUUUGUACGGUUUAGAAUCGACCUCAUCCUUCGAUGGACCCAACGAAAUAGGAACGGGGAAAAGAACCGAGGCCACUUGCCCUCCUUCUCUAUAAGAACAUGCUUGAGAGCUUCCUCCUUUCUUAUUAUACUGUAUUUCUUCUAAAGAACACCGCGGCGUUUCUUACUAAAUCCAAUUGUUGAGUGCGGCGUUUGAUAGAGGGCAGGGUUUAAUAGAGGGCGGCGUUCGGUGGUAGGUGGUCGAGGGGUAUUUGAGAUGAUUACUGUUACGUAACAACGUAACGGGAAUCUACCCUGUAAUCGUUAGGGAGCGUUACAAAGGGGUGGGGUGGUUCCAAACUGUUACGUACAAAUUGAAGGACAGAGUGAAGAAUUCCCAAGUACGCCAAGUUAUGUUCUCUGAUCUUUGAGAUUCUUGAGUCUGAAGAUACGGUCCUUAUGUCUCCAGACUCGGCCACAUCUGAUGGAUAAUAUUUUUUUACUAGAUAUAUAUGACUGAGAGAUGCGCUUAAGGGAAGAGGAACCAGCAAAUAGUAGUGUGAUAUCACUUUGCCUUGUUCGUGUUUGGGAAAGAAGGGAAUCAUCUUUGAUGUUGGCCAAUUAUUUAUCAGUUUACAAUCUUCAUAUUAUUGUACGUGAUAUGCACAUUUAUAUACACCGGCUUAUUCAUUUAAACAUUUGUAAGUCAGUUUAAUACGGAAAAUAUCCACUUAGGCAACCUGCAUUAACAGUAUCAUAAUCUGAGACGAGAUUGUCCCUUAAGAAUGUGAUGCAGCCAAAUAGAAGCUUAGUAAAUGUUUGGCAUCGCUAUGUUUGUGCAGAAUGAAUUCCAGUAUAACGUUCUUGGUGGUUUUUAUUUUUGCUUGUAUGAUAAAGUAAUAUGUUAUUACUAUUUUAUGUAAUUUUGUAACUUUUUGUAGAUCUUUAUUUUAGCUAAUUGCUACUCAAGCAGUCACUUGUAUCGAUAAACAGUCUUAUGAA
Rhopilema esculentum is the source of this 3163-nucleotide messenger RNA. RefSeq names its product tyrosine-protein phosphatase non-receptor type 11. Gene Ontology annotation, molecular function: phosphotyrosine residue binding; non-membrane spanning protein tyrosine phosphatase activity. Gene Ontology annotation, biological process: peptidyl-tyrosine dephosphorylation; mitotic cell cycle; cell differentiation. Gene Ontology annotation, cellular component: cytoplasm. NCBI's taxonomy places the organism in Eukaryota, Metazoa, Cnidaria, Scyphozoa, Rhizostomeae, Rhizostomatidae. The record is from RefSeq and is a predicted model, not a curated record.